UCACUCAUUAUUCAAAUCUAUAUUUUUGAGUGCUUUCUAUGUGCCGGGAUGAUCCUGGUGCUGAGAGUAUGGCCUACGUGGGGUUACUUUCUAAUGGACAGGCAAGCGUAGACAAAGUAAAUAUCUGAGUAGUAUGUCAGGUGGUAAUAAGUACUGGGUAGAGAAUGAAGCAGGAAAAAUGAGUGGUGAAAGAGGUGCAAUUUUAUAUGUGAUGGGGUGAGGGAAGGCCUCCCUGAGGAGGUGACAUUUGUGCAAAGACCUGAAGGAGAGAGAGCUGUGUGGACAUCUGGGGGGAGUGUUGCAGAGAGAAAGCAUGUACAAAGACCCUGAGGUAGGACUUGGCUGCCUUCCUGACCUCUGUGUGUGUGUCCUGCAGUGAGUGGCAGCACCCAGAACAUCUCCCUGCCCAACCUUCCCUGGGGUCCGUGUGAGCUGUGGGUGAUGGCAUCCACCAUCGCAGGACAGGGCCCACCUGGUCCCAGCCUCCGGCUUCACCUACCAGAUAACACCCUAAAGUUCAAAAUUCUGCCUGGUGUCCUUUUCCUGUGGGGCUUGUUCCUGAUGGGCUAUUGCGUGAUAGCCUCCAGGUGGCCCCACCUGCGGCACAAGGUGCUGCCCCACUGGGUCUGGGAGAAGGUCCCUGAUCCUGCCAACAGCCAUUUCAGCCAGCCCUAUGUGGAGGAGGUACCCCAGGCCCAACCCCCCAAGGACUUGCCCAUCAUGGAAGUGGAAGACAUGCAACCGCUACCGAUUACGGAGCCCCCACAGGCCUCCACCCGGCUUGACUCUGGGUAUGAGAAACACUUCCUGCCCACGCCUGAGGAGCUGGGCCUUCUGGGCCCCACUCAGGCUCCAGGUUCUGGCUUGAAUCAACCCCAGGCUGGGAGAGGGGUGCUCAUUUGACAGCUGAAGACACUGAGGUCCAGAGAGGCUUGAGUCAAUUGCCUGAGGACACCCAGCCAGAAGAACUGAGAUUGAAAGACCCCUACAGAGAAGGGCCUGGCCCUAUAGGGAAUAUAUGGAUGGAUGAAGGAACAAAGGAAAAUACAUGAAAUCCAGAGUGGCAGCUGCCUCCCCAAAUCUGUCCUCCUGCUGUGACAGAGCCGUAGUUGGGCAUACACCCAGCAUCCCUUGUAGUGAGGUGUGGCCAUGCACAAAGUUCUCGCUAAUGGAUGUGAGCAGAAGUGAUAUGUGCAGAAGCUGGGACACAGUGGGGAUCUUCCAUAUCCUCUUCCCUUUCCCAUGAGCUGGAAUAUUGAUGUGAUCCAGCUUCAGCUGGACCCAAGGGGAGUGUUGGGGCAAGAAAUGGAAAGGAACCUGAGUCCCCAAGUGACUGCAGGGAUCAGAGCCACCCAGAGAAAUAAACUUUUGUUUUUAUAGUUAC
This is a messenger RNA of Hipposideros armiger (great roundleaf bat), 1384 nucleotides long. Its product is annotated as interleukin-27 receptor subunit alpha-like. The record is from RefSeq and is a predicted model, not a curated record. Gene Ontology annotation, molecular function: interleukin-27 receptor activity. Lineage: Eukaryota; Metazoa; Chordata; Mammalia; Chiroptera; Hipposideridae. Bases 442 to 903 code for a protein of 153 amino acids. The transcript has 4 exons.